Messenger RNA from Menidia menidia (Atlantic silverside), 3539 nucleotides. The record is from the annotation of a GenBank genome assembly. Lineage: Eukaryota; Metazoa; Chordata; Actinopteri; Atheriniformes; Atherinopsidae.
GAGAUUAAAGAUGAGAUGUGUUCCAUCCAGAUGAGUGCCGUGUUCAAGCUGCUUCAGCAGCACCGACUGGAGUCAUACCACAGCCAGUUUCUUCAGCUGGGUGUAAAGGAUGAAAGAGAUUUCCUGGAUGGAGUCACGGAUGAGCAUUUAAAUGAUAUGGGCUUAAGUCGCAUUGAAAAGAAUCGUUUUUCUACUAUGAGGACCUUCCUUCAGAGACUCCAAUCUCCACAGCGGCAAGUUCAAACUGUGGAACCUGUGCAAAAAUCCUCAGAGCCCUUCUGUCUGUACUACACGUACCCUAAGUGUCCCAAAACGAAGCAUCUUAAAGAUCUGGACCCAGAACAAAACACAGUUGAAGAUCUGAUGUUAAGGAUCUGUUACCUUGAAAAUAUUGGUAAGGACAAAGGAGUGUGCCUCUACACAGUGGAUGGGAUGCCUCUGACGGACGACCCAUUCUUCAACACCUGGUCUUUGAAAGACAGACACAUUGAAAAUGAUGCCAUGAUCUACGUCAUAUUUACACCUAAAGAAAACCUUCUACAGGCUCAUCAAGUAGAAACGCAAGAGUAUGUGGAAACAAAUGGAACAGAUGUGAUCCGAUGCCACAUCAUGCUCAAGGGAGACUUUGAGCUGACUGUGGACUUAGAGGUUGACACAAUUUUGACUCUAAAGCUCAAGCUGUCUAAAGAAAGUGGAGUCCCAGCGUGUGUGCUUCAUCACAGACGUGAUCACUCCAGUGGAUACAGUCUGCAGAACUGUGGCAUAUCCGAGGGCAUGCUGGUUUUCUUCUCGCUGUCAUAUUUUCCUGAGGAAACUCCACAUAAUGCCCUCUACAUUAAUGAUGUGGCACCCUCAGUGCCUCAAACCCUGAAAGGAAUCAGUGUGUUCUUGUCUUCCUUUCAUGCCAUUAGUAAAUUUUCGAACUCGACCCGGAACACGUUGAUUGCCUACAUACGAAAGCUGACAGGAUGCAACGCUCUGGCCCAAAGUCUGCAUCAGAUACUCUGCAGGAACGAAACGGUGACCAGAAACCAAAAGAUUGCGCUCAUUGAGGGCUUGUACCUGCUCUUCAGGGAGCUUUUGCCCCGACAGGGAUCAUGGCGAGGGGAAAGGUUCAUUGAAGACCAGGACGUAUUUGACAACUCAUUGUACUGUUGGGCACAUCUCUUGUGCAAAAUAAAGCAGAAACAAUCAUCCGAGCAUGAAAUCUAUGCUCCAAUCACUCUUCUAUCUGGAAAUGGUGACCCACUCUGCGAACCAGUCAGAGUACCUGGAAUACCAACUGUGUUUGAACGAACAGAUAUUCUUGACAAAAUCAAAAAUGGAGAGAGAAUUCCAAACUGCACAGUGGACCCGCUGCAGGAAAGUUCCUUACAGAGAGCCACUGACAUCGAGAAAAUCCUUCUCAGCUUGCCUCGUUACAUAAGGAGAUAUCCCUUCUGGAUCCACCAUGACAAGCUGUCUGGUCAGAACUUUCAGGUCAUUAUUAAUCGGACUUUUGCGAGUAUGGUGGAGGGGCUGAAAUCUUUCCCCUCUCUCAAUGUGACUCCCCCUCUGCGUCUGAAGGAUCUGGGUUUUGGCGGGAGUUCUCUUCUCAUGAUAAGUGAAGACAACCUUGGCAUUUAUAUCCAUAAGGACAAAGGAUCCGCCAAUAUGGUCAAAGUGCAAGAUUGCCUAGAUGGAGAAGUCAAAUCUGUGGAUCUUGACAUGUUGGCAGCCCAGACUGGUGAUAACGGAGACAACCAGACAUUUGUCACAACCAGGACUCCAACGGAGGCCAUACUGAUGUUGAUAGACACCAGUUCGUCAAUGGAAGAAGAGUGUUACGGAAGUUCAGAAAUAAAGAAAAUUAAUGUUGUGAAAGAGCUCUUUGACAACUUUGCCACUCGAAGCAUGGCUUAUGACUUCCAUCACGUCAUUGGCCUCGUGAAGUUUGACUCUAUGGUGAAAACUCUCCACACAUUUACUGAAAAUCUGGAGACGUUUAAGGUGCACAUGCGGAGCAUUGAGGCGAGUGGAUGUACUCUGCUGUACGACGCACUGCGACGAGGAGCUUGUGAGCUUGAGAAAGUCAAGACAAGGUUCCCUGAUUGUAGACUCCGCAUCAUGUGUCUCACAGAUGGAAAUGACUCUGGAUCUUCAAUCGAACCAGUUGCUGUUACAGUCAAACUCCUAAAGCUGAACAUCAUUGUGGAUUCAAUCCUACUUGGAAAUGUGGAGAACAACAUGCUGCAUGGAAUCAGCAAUGCAACUGGCGGCUGCUGUUUCAAACCACAGACAACCAAAGAGGGUCUAAAGCUCUUUGAGAUUGAGACGGUGCUGUCUUUGGAGCAGAGAAAGGUCAAGAAAAAACUUGAUGCGUCUUCCAUCUCUGAGCACGCAUUAACAAGCGUCUUUGCUGUUUGUGGUUAUGAAGAAUACCCAGAAACCUCCUUGCCAAGCCAGAUAGGCCAAAAAGUGAGCAUGACACAGAGUGUGCUCAAGAAGAAGACUCGUGAGUCAAAGAAUGGGGGAUUCAUGGAAAAGGAUAAACGCAUCCUGGAGGAGCUGAGGAAUCUGCAUUGUGACCCACAUCCCUUCUUUAGAAUCUUUCCCUCAGAGUCAGACUUCUCGUUCUGGAGGAUUCUCAUGCAGGGCCCCCCUGACACACCGUACGAGAAAGGCGUGUUUGAGCUGUACUGCCAGUUUGGCCCCGAAUACCCAGUGAAGCCCCCACUUGUUCGCUUCGUCACUCGUGUGUAUCACUGCAACAUCAACAGCGUGGGCCGCAUCUGCCACAACCUAUUUGACCGUAGUUACAAUGCCCACAUCACCAUGAGAGAGGUCCUGGAUGCCGUUUACGGACUGCUUAUCAUCCCCGAGCCCGAUGAUCCACUUGACAGCAUUUUGGCUGAAGAAUUCUUGACGAGCCGUGAAAUAUACCAAUAUGAAGCCAAGAAACACACAGAGGAACAUGCUGGAAAGUCACUGGAUGAGAUGGAGAAGAAACUGGUGAAUCCUGUGCCGCAGUUUUUCCCUCAGCACCUGCUGUGUCCGCUGACCAGGAACAUGUUUGUCGACCCGGUGAAAACUGUGUACGGUACUGUGUACGAGCGGAAAGCCAUCGAGGAGCACCUCAAACAACACCGGUACGACCCAAUGGCUGGCCCAGGACACGAGCUUGAAAUGAGCGACAUAACAGCAGACCGGGACAUGAAGAAAAUGGUGAUGGAACACCGAUCUCGUCAAAUUCAGUAAAUCAGGAGACGGGUUUCGAAUCUCCUUCAGAGUGAUUGGAGACAGUUUGUUUGUGUUCAGUUGUUUUUUCUUUAUGUCACAAAAAUAUCAAACAUGUUAGUGGAGAAAUUAUGGACCAUUUAGUUUGUGUUCAAUGUUUGACUGGAGAAUAAGAUACCACACAUGAAGGUCAAGAUGAUGUGAGACUGUCCCUCCUUCAGUAUAGUUUUAUUUCCUUUUAUGGUAUUUGUGUUUCUUUGCUGAGCAAUUUAGUUGUUUGGUACCUAUUUAGAAAUAUUAGAAAGAUAUUUAGAAAAGUUGGA